Molecule: messenger RNA, 1329 nt
Organism: Brassica napus (rape)
Lineage: Eukaryota; Viridiplantae; Streptophyta; Magnoliopsida; Brassicales; Brassicaceae
Exons: 2
Coding region: 1-1329 (442 amino acids)
Molecular function (GO): zinc ion binding
Source: RefSeq, a predicted model, not a curated record
AUGAGAUCGAAGUAUGAAAGGCUCCAAGCUGGACCGCGCGCAUCUGAAUUACCCGAGAUGCUCCGGAGUGAGUUCUUGUUUACGGCCACAUAUUGGAAAUGUUGGAAAGCAAAAGAGUUAGCAACUGUGGCUGCACAAGGAACAGAAGAGAGCUCUUACAAGCUCCUGCCGAAAUAUUUUUAUGUUGUAAAGUAUGCAAAUCCUGGGUCCAUUACUGAUAUCAAAACUGAAAAAGAUGAUAAGGGUCAGACAAGGUUUAAGUACGCGUUCAUGGCGCUGAAAGCUUGCAUUGACGGGUGGAAGCAUCUACGGAAGGUUAUUGUGGUGGAUGGUACUCAUAUGUUUGGGAAGUACAAAGGGUGUUUACUAACUGCAAGUGGGCAAGAUGCCAAUUUUCAGGUAUUCCCUAUAGCGUUUGCUGUUGUAGACAAUGAAACAAAUGAGUCUUGGAGUUGGUUUUUUGAGAAGCUGACAGAGAUCGUAGUAGAUGGCUCCGAUUUAUCUAUUGUGUCUGAUAGAGCAAAUCAAAUAUGUGUUGCUAAAGAUAAGUGGUAUCCUCUUUCACACCAUGGGUGCUGCCUCGUACACCUACAGAGAAACGUCGACGCAAAAUUCAAGAAAAGGAAUCAUAAGCAAAUGGUUGGCAGGGCAGCCGAGGUAUUCAAGAUAAGCGCUGUUGGGAUUAUCUUGAGAAGAUCGAUCCUAGGCAUUGGACAAGGUCACACUUUGAGGUACAAUCUAAUGAGCUCGAAUAUAGCUGAGUCUCUCAACAAAGCACUAGUUCCUGCGCGCGAUUCCCCGGUAAUGGCGCUAUUUGAGUUCAUCAGACGCAUGAUUAGUCGUUGGUUUGUGAGUAGACAGCGAAAGAUAUCGAAAAUGAGUGGUGAGAUCCCCCCGGCUGUUGACGAGUUGAUGGAGAACAAUAUAGAAGACGCAAGAGCGUACGCUGUGAUGCCUCUGUCUGCUUUUGAAUUUGAGGUAACUCUAAAAACAACCGGCUUCGGGAGUUCUGUUAAUUUGGAAACCAGGUCUUGCACAUGUCUUGAAUUCCAGAAAGUUGGAAUACCAUGUCGACAUGCCAUUGCUGCGGCUAUGUUUCGGGACUUGCAGCACUCAGAGUUCAUUGCAGACGCCUAUCUAAAAAAGACAUGGAAUGAAACAACAAAGGGUGUUACACUCCCGGUUCCAGAUCCGCAAGAUCUUUUCAUACCUUCGGAGGUUAGUGACCUUAUCAUGUUACCACCAAAGACGAAGAGACCACCAGGACGUCCACCGACCAAGCGUAAACGUUCUGCAGGAGAAAUACCGGUACGACCUAAUCUCAUCUGA